GGGCGUUGAUGCAACCUUUUUCCAUGGCAGGGGACUCUCCCACGGUGUUCCCUCCACUUGAUGUGGGAGUAAUGUUUUGCUUCUGUUCCACGGUAGGCUGAAGAACGAGAGGGAAUCCUCUGUGCUCUUUCGUUUUGAGUACUUUCAGCUUGAACUAUGUAGGCUGUGCUUCUGUGCAAUAUGAUUAAGCGGUCUUUCAACUGUGGAUAUUUUAGAAAUGGAUUUCCCUGAACGUGACCUUUUGAGAUAUAUAUGUAUCUCAUCAAAGUACUUUGUCCUCUAAUUAAGGCUGUGGUUAAUGUAUCGUAGCACCAGUGAGUAUCUUGACUAUGAGUGACCAGGAAGGUUCUUGGAAGUUUCUUGAUAUGCAUACCGGUCAUCCAUCGGAUUCAGAAAGAUGCGACAGCACAGAGCUUGAUGAUGAAAUAAGGAUUCUGAUAGGGAAGAGUGGUGCUUGGGAGUCCUGUAAGAAUCUGGAGAGCAGCUCACAUCCCCUGAACGCCUUUAGUGAACACAGCACCCGACAGAUGCAGGUGGGCGUGGAGGAUGAGAAGAGAACUUCAAGCAGCCUGUCAGAGGAUAUAUUGGCAAAGAAGAUGCCAGUAGGUGUACUGGAAAAACAGAUUAUAUCAUUGGAAAAACAGAGGCAAGAGCUGCUGGCAGUGAACCAUCAAUGGGAUCAGCAGUUCAGGCGAAUGAAACAGCAGUAUGGAAAAAAGGUCACAGAUGUGAAAGCACAACUGGAAACAAUGCAGAAGAGUGUCAAGGAACUGGAAAAAGAAAGGCACCAAAUGCAGCAGGAGUGUAGAAGGCUGGAAGCCCUGGCUACAAACAGCCUCCUACAGGAAAUGAGAGACAAAAAAAUCCUUAAGGAAGAGAAUAGACUUCUGAAAGAAGAAACCUCCUUAGCAAAUACAAAAAAGAUGCAUUAUGAAUGUGAAAUAAGUCGGCUUAACAAGGCGCUUCAGGAUGCCCUGAAAAAUCAAAGUGCCCCCUUGAAUGUGGCUCCUGUGAACACCCAGGAUAUGAACUGCAACCAUGAAGAGAUGAAAAUGCAAAUGGAAGUUCUCAGGCAACAGGUUCAGAUAUAUGAAGAAGACUUUAAAAAGGAAAGAUCUGAUAGAGAGAGACUUAAUGAAGAAAAAGAAGCACUGCUGAGAAUUAAUGAGAGAAUACAGUUUCAGUUGGACACCCUAAAUUCUCAGGUUAAAGACUGCCAGGAAGAAAGGGAACUACUUGAGAAGCAAGUAAAGCAACAGGCAAGAGACCUCCAAGCAUUUACAGAAAAACAUGGCUUCCCACAUCAGAUGUUUGUUCCUGCAUGUUUUAGUUGCAAGAACUGUGGGUUACUUCACCCUUACCCUGAACCUCAAAUAACAUUGGCCUCGUGCAGCAUUCACAGAAAGCAGCAGUGCCCACCAGACUAUCAAUGGUAUGUUCCCGACCGGUUUCCGCCAGAUGUGCCGCACAAGGCAAAUGAUGCCUCCUCAGAAAACAAAGGUCCCCACUUGUACCAUACGAAGAGAGAGAACCAAAGCAAAGACAAAGAGCCAUCCUGACAUCACCUUGUAACCGCCGUUACAUUUUCUUGUCCUAUUGCACUCUAUUUUAUAUAAUAUACCAUUAUAUAACAUACACACAAUGGGAGAUUUCUAUGACUGUGGCAAAGAGACAGAUUCACUUCCAGCCAUAGUUAUUGUUGUGGAAAGACUUUCUCCUCUCAUCCCUUUCUUUUAAAAUAGACUGUACCAAACUGGUUGCAACUGUUAAUUUAUAAAUAAAUGUCUGAGAGAUUUUAGGAAAUGUGGAAGUGAGUGGUGUUAUGGUGGUUUGCAAGGCAAAACGUCUGUAUGCGGAUCAAGGAGAGGGGAAUUCUGUCCUUAUCUUUGGGCACCAGAGGAGCUGGUAUUGCAAGCAGAGUUGUGCAUAUAAAAUGUGGCUAAUGGGAUGUUUGUCCCAUCCACAUGGAGCUCACUGUGUGGUCUAUAACCCUGCAUUUGGUCAGGGUUGACUGUAGCACCCCCCCUCACUUCACCGUCAUUCAGUGCCUAAAAGUAAAGCAAGUGGGGGUUCUUUUUUCUCUGUCACCCUCUGUGUUGUAGAUCUGCUUUAAUAGUCAGAUUCCUGCCCUGAGCUAGGGAGUCGGAGCAGAUGACCUUUAAACUUCCUACUCACUGUAAGAUUCUAUGGCCACCACAUGGCAAUCCAGCAAUUUUGUGAGCAACCUGCCUCACUGGCUGCUGCAGCAAAUGUUUGUAUUUGGUUUUACUGCUAUUUGGCUGGGCUGCGUCUCAAUCCCCAUUUUUAGUUUAAGAAUCAUCUCGUUGUCAUUCUGAAUUCUACAGUGCAUCUCUUUGAGUACGUUAGUCUGCUAAACUGGCUUGCACAGUGUGUGAUCCACCACUUCAAACAUAGCCAACCAGACAUGCACUGUUGCUUUGCUGGAGGAUUAACAGUCUCUGUACUUAGGCAACCUUUUGCAGACAGAAGAACAAAUGUGUUUCAUAGAAGCCCUGCUGAGCCACCUUAGAGGGCUAUUGGGCAGCAAUUGAUUUGGUGGGUCAGUAGCAAUCCAUCAGCCGUUUAUUAUGGUCAGUAGUCGUGUUGGGCUGUAUUGAUUGUGACAAUGCUUGCUGUGUCCUCAAGCCACUUAUUCAGAACAGUCUCAUCCAUAUCAUAUAGCCACUUGUAAGGUUCAAUAUUGCAAC
This is a messenger RNA of Lacerta agilis (Sand lizard), 2708 nucleotides long. It is a transcript of the gene TNIP3, whose product is annotated as TNFAIP3 interacting protein 3. The record is from RefSeq and is a predicted model, not a curated record. Bases 330 to 1559 code for a protein of 409 amino acids. The transcript has 14 exons. NCBI's taxonomy places the organism in Eukaryota, Metazoa, Chordata, Lepidosauria, Squamata, Lacertidae. Gene Ontology annotation, biological process: regulation of transcription by RNA polymerase II; cellular response to lipopolysaccharide.